AUACUCAACACCAAUGUUGUUUGUACUACAGGCAGGUAGGCACUCGCACACACACACACACUUAUCAGACGUGAUGAUGUAGUUGUCAUAUCUGGAACUACUGUUAGCAAGCAAGAUAAUGACUGGGGUAUCUGCUCCUCUAUCACAGUCUCUAUCCUUUUGAGCUCACAGCCACCCCCUCCACCCUGAUGCGGUUUAACCGUUUUCUUUUCGUUUCAGCACAGAAACAAACGAGAGACUUCCAGGUUUGACACCUCCACACAGUAGAAUGCAAGGUCUUCCUAUUGCUGCCUUUGUUCUGGUCAUACCAGGUCUACUCUGCCAGACAACCAUACCUCGGACUGGAAGCUUUAAGCUCACUAAGGUAUAUCGUUCCAUCCGAUAUACCAAAGUCGACUUCUACAUCUCGUUCACCCCGUCUCAACCAGACCCAACAAUUGAAACGACAAUGACACACAACUACUGGGCAACAAAUCGGACACCAAUUCCUUCCGAAGGUGUGUUUGUAGAACCGCGUGAAAAUCAGAUUAAAGGUCUUCUGUCGAGCGGUAUUUUGAAAAAAGGCAUGGCGAGAAUAUCUUUCAACAAAACGGAGUUUCUAGAAUUUGAAAAUGGUUAUAUGGGCUUGCCUUAUCAGCCAAUAAUUAUGAUUGGAUUUCCAAAUCGCCAAUACUUCAUCCUCCGCUUACGCGUGGACUUUGAAUGGAAAGUAGAUGAGAAGAAAGAUGUCACCACAGAGAGCACCACACUUAGCCACACACUCAUCUCUUUUCCGAGGGGAGACCAAUUAUAUUUCAACACAUCUUCCAAAAGACCAUCCAGGGCAGAGAACAAUUUAAUGGAGUUCCUGAUUCCGAAAGAUUUCGAAAAAAAUGCUGAUCCCAACAACUCCUCGCGGAUUCACAUGAGCCUCUUUUUCAUCAACGGUUGUGGUGAGACAACGUCUGGCUACUUCCAAGUGAAACAUAAAAAUCUUCGCUUAUUUUUUGACUCCUCUCGUCGCCGUGGAGACAACGGCUGGGGUCAAAUGAUUCAAUUUGAAACUUAUCACAGGAUUGUAACUGUGAAGAAGGACUACACAAAUAUAAGCCUUCCCAUACUGUACUGGUGUGAUGGUAACAGGAAUGAUCCAAAUAAAUUUCCGCAAGGUUUCAUUUCUUUUCGCCGAAGAGCUGUUUUUUCAAAUCGAAAGAGCGUAUUAGAUGAGUUGACCUCGAAAGUGAUCCUUACAUUUGGGUAUCGCGGUAACCCCUUUGGUUAUCCGUCGGAUUAUGGCUUUGUAUGGGAGGAGACAACAGACUCCAACGAUGUCUCAAAAAUUGCAGAUAUUUCGCUAAUUCCUGUGUAAUCGCAUGCAAGUUCGUCGGCGCCAACAUAGCAAAUGUCACUGUGGGAAAGUAUACAGAGGACGAAGGGUACGUUCCUAUUCACAGUGAGACUCCUCGCACGUUUGAGCCCGUGAAAAUGAGCAUCAGGCUCGGGCUUAGCAAGAAGGAGAGUAAUGAAACCUACUACUGCGAAAUGUAUUACGGGUAUCCAGAGCCUGUCCACACUGAGAAAACCACUUUCGACGUCAUGUAUUAGCAGGGUGACACUUCCGCUAGUGUUCGAUGACAGAGACCAAGAAGAUCGCUGCAGCCGAGACACCCUGAGACGACCAUCUUGGUAGUUUGGGUAGGUAACACCACGGACGUGUACAGGUGGACUGCUGUCUGGCUGCCGAGACCAACGCUUAGCCUUUUGCGAAGUUCUCCGCUGUUAGUCUCGGCGAGCCUAAACAAUAAAUGUGACUAAACCGGAAGCUUUGCAUACAUCAGCCUCUGUUUAAUAGUUAAUUGGAAAAAAAUCGUCAGCAAGGAGUCCAGUAAUACAAGUUGGUGAUAACACCCAGAUGAGUAGGUAGCUCAUUACCUGUCAUUUCGCUAUUCUGAUGCCCAUUACAGUCUAACGACUUGAGGCAGUAGAAAGUUGUCCUGCGCUAAGCAGACAGUUGUACCUGUUGUAUAAAUAUCCAAAUAGACCUUAGCAGAAUAAAGCUUCCCACCCGUGCUGUCAGGAAAUGAGUAAGUCUGUGAGCCUUCUGCCAUAUGCUUUGUCCCAGACACCUAUAGUGUAUUGUCCUAUCAGCCUCUAUUCUACAGUAUUUAGAAGUAACAGUAGAAAUAAAGGUUAACAGUAAUCCUAUGGUCUAGUGGCCGUAAGGGGAGAGAACAUAUAAACAUAUUACUGUGUUGGCAUGUGGAAGGAGUCAGGUGGAAUCCAACGAGAUCAGAUGUCCAUUUUUUUCAAAGGAAGGUUGUUGGGUGGGCAGGGCAAGGUCUCCAGCCAAAGGUUCAGAUGUUGUAAUUGUCACUAACCCCCAGACUAUAGCACCUCCCAACAGAAACUACAGGCUGCUGUGGUGAAUAACAUUUGUUGUAUACAUACACGUGUAUAACCCAUACUUUCCUUACUUUUGAAUGGAGGAGGUUAUCCACCACAAGUUCCUGUCUUAUCAACUAGAGCCUGACGGGUGGAGUUAAUGGCAGGUGCUGCAGACUAGUUCACCUCACAUCAAUCGUAAAGUUUUUGCACUUACUUAAAAAAGAACUUAUCAUAUUUUUCGGUUAAACCUGUGAAGGCUUACCUGUGUUUUCCGACAUGUGGGAGAUCAUCUCCUUUUCCCUUGGAGCUGUUUCGCCGUUAAAGAACUGUCUUGCCGUUAAUGAACUGUUUUGCUGUUAAUGAACUGUUUUGAUGUUAAUGAACUGUUUUGCUGUUAAUGAACUGUU
Messenger RNA from Pomacea canaliculata, 2771 nucleotides. RefSeq lists its product as uncharacterized. The coding region runs from base 269 to 1348 and encodes 359 amino acids. The record is from RefSeq and is a predicted model, not a curated record. NCBI's taxonomy places the organism in Eukaryota, Metazoa, Mollusca, Gastropoda, Architaenioglossa, Ampullariidae. The transcript has 8 exons.